AUGGAUUCAAACAAUCCGUAUGGGGGUUCACCUGGAUACUUUAGCUUAAACAAUUUUCCUUAUGAAAACUUCUCCCAAAAUGUCAACUUUGGGUCUACUCCUCCCACCCAAUUCCAACCUUUUAGCCAACAACCAUCUCAAGGAAGCCAAAAUCCUUCUCUUAACCAAAACCCUUCUCCUAGCCAAAACCCUUCUCAAACCACCCCAAAUGCGUCUAGGGAGAGACGGCAGUGGAACACUUCUAAUGAUCUAGUGUUGAUCAGUGGGUGGCUUAACACAUCAAACGAUGUGAUUGUGGGCAAUGACCAAAGGUCAGGCACCUUUUGGAAAAGGAUUUCUGACUAUUAUGGAGCUAGUGAACAUGUGUUGAAUGGUGCAGAACCAAGACGGCCUGAUCAUUGCAAGCAAAGAUGGGGAAGAAUAAACAAAGAGGUCAGCCACUUAUGUGGAGCUUAUGGUACUGCUGAGGGGGGGAAAUCAAGUGGCAUGAAUGAUGUAGACGUUCUCAAGAAUGCUCAUACAAUCUACAUGUCACUUUACAAGAAAAAGUUUAGGCUUGAGCAUGCAUGGGUGGAGUUGAGACAGGAACAUAAAUGGUGUAGUCUAGGUGUCAUGAACCCUAGUAGCAACACAUCAAGCAAGAGAAUGAGAAGUGAGGAUGCUCCACCAUCUUCUGGUUCAGUUGCAAAUGAGCCAGAGAGCAGGGCUGAAGGUGUUAAGGCAAUGAAAGGUAAAAGGUUUAGGGGAAAAGAUAAAGCUGCACCUUCGAAAGACUAUCCUCAGCUGUGGGAGAACAAACAAAAAGAUAAUGAGGCCAAGAAGGAACUCCAGAAGAUGUCAAUUCUUGACACUCUUUUAGCCAAGACCCAGCCAUUGGAUGAAGAUGAACUUGCUCUGAUGAACAACUUCAUGGCUGAGCUUUUCUACGUAGCUAACAUGUCUAACAUGUCUAAGUCUAAGUAUUAUCAGUUGUCUGUGUACUGUUCUUGUUUAAUAGCUAUUCUAAGUAUCUUCUGUGUAAUGAAUCAGAUGUUGUGUUUAUGUCUUUAA
Capsella rubella is the source of this 1050-nucleotide messenger RNA. Its product is annotated as glutathione S-transferase T3-like. The record is from RefSeq and is a predicted model, not a curated record. Lineage: Eukaryota; Viridiplantae; Streptophyta; Magnoliopsida; Brassicales; Brassicaceae. The coding region runs from base 1 to 1050 and encodes 349 amino acids. The transcript has a single exon.